GCUCUCUUUGACACAGACCUGCGCCCCUUGGACAUCCUGGCAGAGGUGUACCCGUCCAGCGGCGCCCCAGGCAGGAUCAAGAUGGUGCAGGCGCAGGGCGUGCGGGGCCUCCAGCUGUCGGCGGCCGCGCCCCGCACAGCGAGCUUCCCGGCCUCGAGGAUUUUCUCCCGAUGUGACCUCUUCCCCGAGGAGUUUUCCAUCGUCGUGACCUUGAAGGCUCCCAGCCUUCCGCCCAAGAAGAACCAGUACCUGCUGGCGGUGGUGGCGGAGGACAGGGACGCCCUGCUGCUAGGCCUGCGCUACUCUCCCACUCGGCUGCACUUCCUGUUCCUCCGCGAGGAUGCGGCCGGAGCCUGGCAGACCCGCGUGUCGUUCCGCAGCCCCGGCCUCGCGGACAGCCGGUGGCACACGCUGGUGCUGGCCGUGUCUGAAGCCUCCUUCUCCCUCACCACGGACUGCGGCCUCCCGGUGCACAUAAUGGCUGAUGUGCCCUUCCCGGCCACCCUGUCCGUGCGAGGAGCGCGGUUCUUCAUCGGCAGUCGGAGGAGAGCCAAAGGCUUAUUCACAGGCCUGGUGCGGCAGCUGGCCCUGCUGCCAGGCUCGGACGCCACCUUGAGGCUGUGCCCCAGCAGGAACGCCGCCCAGCUGGCUGAGCUGGCCAUCCCCCAGGCCCUCCAGGGGCUCUCGGGGAAGCCGGAUGAUAACGAGGUGCUGAGAUAUCCCUACGAAGCUGACGUGAAGGUGACUCUGGGGUCCCGCCCGCCGUGUACCGAGGCAGAAGAUGCCCAGCUCUGGUUUGACGCCGCCCGGAGGGCACUGUACCUGUGCGAGGGCGGUGAGUGGGUCUCAGUGUUGCCAGCCAAAGUCAGGCUGGACUACGUGGAGGAGCAGCAGAGCCUGUUCACCAACUCAGAGACGCUGGGCCUCGAGGUGUUCAGCAUCCCCGGGGUGGGGCUCUUCAUGGCGACAGCCAACCGGAAGGCCACGUCCGCCAUCUACAAGUGGACGGAUGGGAAGUUCGUCUCCUACCAGAACAUCGCCACUCACCAGGCACAGUCCUGGCGACACUUCACCAUCGGGAAAAAGAUCUUCCUGGCUGUGGCUAACUUUGGACCAAAUGAAAAGGGCCAGGAGUUCUCAGUCAUUUACAAAUGGAGCCACAGGAAGCUGAAGUUCACUCCGUACCAGAGGAUUGCCACCCACAGCGCCCGGGACUGGGAGGCCUUCAAGGUGGACGGGGAGCACUUCCUGGCAGUGGCCAACCAUCGGGAAGGUGACAACCACAACAUCGACAGCGUCAUCUACAAGUGGAGCCCCAGCACCCAGAUCUUCGAGCCCAGCCAGACCAUUGCCACGUCGGGGGCCUACGACUGGGAGUUCUUCACGGUGGGGCCCUACUCCUUCCUAGUGGUGGCCAACACCUUCAACGGCACCUCCACCCGGGUGCACUCCCACCUGUACAUCUGGCUCGUCGGGUCCUUCCGGCUCUUCCAGUCCUUCCUGACGUUUGGUGCUGCAGACUGGGAAGUCUUCCGAAUUCGGGACAGGGUCUUCCUGGCUGUCGCCAACAGCCACAGCUAUGACGUGGGAAUGCAACUGCAAAAUGAUUCCUAUGUCAUCAAUUCGGUCAUCUACGAGCUCAACGUCACCGCACAGACCUUUGUCAAGUUUCAGGACAUCCCCACGUGCAGCGCCCUGGACUGGGAGUUCUUCUCGGUGGGGGAGGACUAUUUCCUGGUGGUUGCCAACUCCUUCGACGGAAACACCUUCUCAGUAAACAGUAUUAUUUACAGGUGGCAGGGCUACGAGGGUUUCGUGGUCGCUCACCGCCUCCCUACCUUCGGCUGCCGGGACUGGGAGGCCUUCAGCACCACAGCAGGCUCCUACCUCAUCUACUCCAGUGCCAAGGAGCCCCUCUCCAGGGUGCUGCGGCUGCGCACAGGCUGAGGGGCCUGGGCCACCAGACCCGGGUGGCUGGGUGGCAAGCAGCAUCCAGCCCCCAUCAUGGCCUGGCCGGGCGAGGUCGUCUGCCCUAUGCUGGUGGCCACAGAGCCCCGCCUGUGCCAGCAGCGAAGCAGCCUCACAGGACUGGUUUACGUCACGUUGUACCUCAGACUCGGGGCCCUGGCACAUCCAGGGCCACAGCCCCGUGACAGCCGCUCUGUGGUGCUGUGCAGAUGCUGCCUGCCGGCCGCCUAUUUACAUCUUCUGUCUGUGGAAAUAUAUUUAUAUUGCUCUCUACGCAA
This is a messenger RNA of Heterocephalus glaber (naked mole-rat), 2246 nucleotides long. It is a transcript of the gene Tspear, whose product is annotated as thrombospondin type laminin G domain and EAR repeats. Lineage: Eukaryota; Metazoa; Chordata; Mammalia; Rodentia; Bathyergidae. Gene Ontology annotation, biological process: signal transduction. The record is from RefSeq and is a predicted model, not a curated record.